Molecule: messenger RNA, 1842 nt
Organism: Oncorhynchus gorbuscha (pink salmon)
Lineage: Eukaryota; Metazoa; Chordata; Actinopteri; Salmoniformes; Salmonidae
Product: mitochondrial fission factor homolog B-like
Exons: 8
Coding region: 158-1105 (315 amino acids)
Biological process (GO): positive regulation of mitochondrial fission
Cellular component (GO): mitochondrial outer membrane; peroxisome
Source: RefSeq, a predicted model, not a curated record
GUUUGGGUCCCCAUCCAUUACAUUCGUUCAGGGCUGCAGUGUACAUUGUUGUCCCUUUCAGCUUCCUGGAAUCAACAUAUAAGGAUGCUACAUCAUUUGUAAUGCACUCUUGAAUCUUCAGCUGGACCAUAUCCAUUUUUGCACGUAUAUUUAAUUGAUGGAAGAAGAACAAACCAAAGGCCAAAUGAACGCAGCAGCAUUCCCCUCUCCCACUGCAGAGAUGGCGGAGAUGAACCGCAUCCACUACGAGCUGGAGUACACAGAGGGCAUCAGCCAGCGCAUGAGGAUUCCAGAGAUGCUCAAAAUUGGCCCCUAUGGUCAUGACAACCCCGAGGCGGGCUCACAUGACCUGCACAACGUCAUGAUGCAGGUCCCAGAGAGGAUCGUAAUGUCAGGAGACAGUGAGGACUCUCAGUUCCCCAGGCCCAGAGACCUGGACUUGAUCCAGUCCACCCCGCUAGAGAGCCUGUCCCUGAAGACCCCUCCUCGGGUCCUCACCCUCAACGAGCGGCCGCUGGACUUCAUGGAAAUGGAGCGCAGUGCAGCCCCAGCCCAGCCCAGUGAGGAGGUGCGUUUGCAAGGGCGGUUGCGCCGGGAACGUUCAGCCAGCGAGAACACCACUGUCCGUCACAAUGGCCAGAUUGCCAGAAACGAUUCAACUGUGACCCCGUUCCCCCCAGCCCCUCUCCGCGUCUUCCCCCCUCUCGCCAUGGCCGAGGACGAACAGAACCUGUACAGCGCUAGCGGCGUUCUCUCUUUCAUCCAGUCCACCACGCGCCGGGCCUACCAGCAGGUCUUGGAGGUUCUGGACGAGAACCACCGCAGCAAGCCGUCACUGCGAGGGGGGUCUGCCUCGACCUCUAACCCCCUGCAUGAAUCCAGGCUUAACCUGGCCACUCUAGACACUACUCUGGAUGUUUCCAUGGCUCCUGAUGACAUGGCUGUCGUAGAUGCAGCAACGCUUCGACGUCAGAUCAUAAAGCUGAACCGGAGGCUCCAGCUCAUAGAAGAGGAGAACAAGGAGAGGGCCAAACGUGAGAUGAUCAUGUACUCCGUCACCGUAGCCUUCUGGCUUAUCAACAGCUGGGUUUGGUUCCGCCGCUAGAAUCCUUUCCCCGGAACCACUGACCGAGAGUGGAGAACAUAGAAGAGGAGGGAAGAGGCUAUGUUUCAAAUGGUAGAAAAAUGUACUCUCUGCAUUUAGCCACAGUGCUGGACAGCCUUGCUCUUGGGCAAUGGGAUGUUUGAUUUCAUUUUAUUGUAUACAUGUACUUGUAAUGAUUUUUUACAAUGCUAUAUAUUUUUUUUUUGCUUAAGAAUCAAAGAAUGACUCGGCUGUAAAUAUUUCUUCAUGUUACACAGUUGUUAUCAUUGCCCCUGAGGUAUUUCCAACAGAUGAGAGGUCUAAAGAAAAUGAAAUCAUAAGCCACGGUGGAGACGCAUCGAAAUGGGUUAAAUAUUUAUUGGGAAUUGGAAUGAUGUGAAAAGAUUAAAAAAUAAAUAUAUAUUGUGAAGCACUGCUGUUUAUAUUGUAAGAUAAUACAUAGUGUAAAAUUGACUCAUGGUUUUAACUGAUGUAUAGUACUGCAAGGAAAUAUAAAGUCACACUGUUGCUAUUACACCAUUCAUUAUGUUAUUAUUAUUUAUUCAUUGUGUAUGGCCCAUAUCCACCAAGCCAUAAGCAUGAUAUGCUUUUUCUCAUAUUUUCUUCUUUUUUUUAACCAAGAACUUUCUGGCUGAAGCACAAUGUUAUCAAAUUGGUUGUAGUUUUCAGUUGUAAUGUACCAGCAUAUUAUGCUGAGAGUCAUGCAAUUUUAUUGGAAUAAAUGACAAUAUAGCUCA